Anarrhichthys ocellatus (wolf-eel) is the source of this 673-nucleotide messenger RNA. Its product is annotated as sterile alpha motif domain-containing protein 12-like. Gene Ontology annotation, molecular function: protein binding. Bases 100 to 378 code for a protein of 92 amino acids. Gene Ontology annotation, biological process: cell surface receptor protein tyrosine kinase signaling pathway. Gene Ontology annotation, cellular component: cytoplasmic side of plasma membrane. The record is from RefSeq and is a predicted model, not a curated record. The transcript has 4 exons. NCBI's taxonomy places the organism in Eukaryota, Metazoa, Chordata, Actinopteri, Perciformes, Anarhichadidae.
GCGCGCGCCCGUGGGCGGGGCCAGGAAAUGGAACGUGUAACAUUUCUCAACAGGUACAGGAGGACCGUAGUGUGUAGCGGCUGAUGUGUUUGCAGAGUAAUGGGACUGUCCAAGCGAGUGUCAUCGUGGUCGGUGGAAGAAGUGUUGGCGUGGGUGCAGGACCAGCACCCAACGCACAUGGGCACGCUGCAGAAAGCCAUAAUUAAGCACGCCAUAUCAGGCCGUGCAUUGCUGAGAUUAAAGGAUCAUCACCUGGAGCUGCUCGGGUUGGAGGCUGAGGAGCAGCAGCAGGAAAUCUGGCAGGACCUCCUCCUACUCAGAGUUCAAGAAGAAAUCAAUGAACUCAAUGACAUCUGCUCUGAGUGUUUUUCUUCAUAGCUGGAAAUGAAACGCGGCUUCCUUUUUCAUUUCCCGUCCAUUGAUUUGUCCACGUGAAGGAGGGAGAAAAGUGGGAGUGAUGGAAAUAACAAGAGAAGGUGAAAGAGAAAGAAGAAUCAAUGCAGAGAGAAAGAAACCCAUUUCCUGUGUGAAAUCUGACCUGUGCAGAUGGAUUAGAUUCGUUUUUGUCUGAGCGUCUUUUUCUGGGCCCUGCUAAUAGACCCUUCUCAGUCGUUUUGACAUGUAAUUGGAGGGUAAACAUAUGUGUAUUAAUAACAUUAAUUAUGGUCCCGUU